Messenger RNA from Clarias gariepinus (North African catfish), 1170 nucleotides. RefSeq lists its product as uncharacterized. Gene Ontology annotation, cellular component: nucleus; cytoplasm. The record is from RefSeq and is a predicted model, not a curated record. Bases 1 to 1170 code for a protein of 389 amino acids. The transcript is spliced from 3 exons. Gene Ontology annotation, molecular function: collagen binding. Gene Ontology annotation, biological process: odontoblast differentiation; dentinogenesis. Lineage: Eukaryota; Metazoa; Chordata; Actinopteri; Siluriformes; Clariidae.
AUGAUGAAGGUCGUGUUGUUGUGCCUCUUUGGCUCCCUCACUGCUCUUCCUGUUCCCCAGGUGGAGGAGACGCAGUCAGUGAGUUCCAUACCAAGCAGCUCUCUGCUCCCUCAGAUGUUCUGGCGUUCUCCUGGGAGAACACACACUCCGCUCCAGGCUCCUGAGGAGAACUUCAUUCCUGUAGCUAAGCAGUGCCUGGAGGUCACAACCCCGAACCUAAGUGAACCUAAAAUGGGAACCAAAACUCUGAUAAGUGUUCUAACUCGCCGUACUGAAGUUCCUGCUGUUCAAAGCAUGACUGAGUCCAUGGAGCUGAGUCACACCGGAACCCCAACGCCCUCGACACUGACUGCUCCACCCACUGAGCUGACUUACACCCCUGUAGACACCAGCCAUGACACCUCACUUCCUGUCUUGGAUUUGGAGUUGAAGCGUGCUCGCAUCAGGCCUCGGAGCGCUGAGAAUGGAGAGAACAAUGACAACAUGGAGAAAACAAAGAACAAUGGAGAGGAGAAGCCCAACACUGCCACCUCUGGAGAAGCAAAGAAAAAAACUGCAAAGGGAAAAACUAAAGCUGCAGCUAAGAAAGAAACGACAGGAAACAGACAAAAUGUGAAAACAGAGAAAGCCCAAAGUGCAGAUUUUAGUUUUGAGUUUGAUGAUUUUGGAUGGCUACGUGAUGACCCUGGCCACGCCCAAACAACACAAGUACCAAAGAGCCCUGACCACUCAAGCUCAAGCUCAAGUUCAAGCUCAAGCUCAAGCUCAAGCUCAUGUUCAAGCUCAAGCUCAAGCUCAAGUGAAUCAAAAGACUCCAGCAGCUCAAGUGAUUCAAGUAAAUCUUGUGAUUCAAGCAGCUCCAGCAGUUCUAGUGACUCAAGCGACUCAAGUGACUCAUGCAGUUCAAGCGACUCAAGUGACUCAAGUGAUUCAAGUGACUCAAGUAAAUCAUGCAGUUCAAGUGACUCAAGUGACUCAAGUGAUUCAAGUGACUCAAGUGACUCAAGUGAUUCAAGUGACUCAAGUAACUCAUGCAGUUCAAGUGACUCAAGUGACUCAAGUGACUCUUGCAGUUCAAGCGACUCCAGUGAUUCGAGUGAUUCAAGCAGUUCAAGUGAAUCUAAAGAAAAGCAUGUAGUUCAUCACAGCUCAUCCAACUCCAGUGAAUGA